Molecule: messenger RNA, 1733 nt
Organism: Taeniopygia guttata (zebra finch)
Lineage: Eukaryota; Metazoa; Chordata; Aves; Passeriformes; Estrildidae
Source: RefSeq, a predicted model, not a curated record
GUCGCCGCUCACAGCGCCCGGCCCCGGGCAGCGACCGGAACUCCGAGGAAGGAAGGAAACGUAAAGGAACGUUGAGAGAUCGGUAACGUCAGAAAGGCCCAACCCCGUUUGCUGCGCAACAGACCGCGCAGAACCGGGGCGGCAAGCAGCGCCAAUAUGGAAGAUCGCGAGCAGAACGCAGCGGCUCAGCGACCACCGGCGGUGCCCGCAGACCCCUCCACGAAGAUCCUCUGAGGUUCUUCACUGCGCAGGCUCGACUCGGUGCGCGCAUCCCGGGGAGGCCGGCGGAGCGGCGAGGCGGGCUCAUCCGGGCCGCAUCCCGCGGUCCGGGCUGACAGCCGCCGCGGCCGCCAUGUCGCACGACGGCAACAGCGGCGAGUCCCCGCCGGCCUCGCGCCGCCGCCGCUCGCGCCCGCCGCAGGCGCAGGAGCGCGCGGCGGAGGAGGAGGCGGCGGAGGAGGAGGCGGCGGAGGAGGAGGCGGCGGGCGAGAGGCUCCGGCAGCUGAGCGUCGGUGACGGCGACGACAGGGAGCACAACAGGAUGAUCCGGAGCCAGUACCGGCAGCUCAUCUCCACCGUGCAGCAAAAUCGAGAAGCCAUGCUGAAUUCAAGAAGCAACAGGCUAACAGAAGCUUUGGAAGAAGCCAAUAGACUUUUUGAUGGAGUUUGCCGUGCACGGGAGGCUGCACUGGAUGCCCAUUUCCUCGUUAUAGCCUCCAAUAUAGGAAAGGAGAAGGCCAGUGAGUUACACUCAGAGAUGUCAGCAUUUGAUUCAACAGCAUUUGCAGAAGACUUGCUGACCUUCAUGGGUAUAAAUCGCACCGAAGUGGAAGAAACGGAUGAAUCUGAGGAUGUUCCAGGUGGUUUUUUACCUACUGAUGCCUGGCAGACAAUAGGAGAAGAAGCACCCAAGUACUUCAGAAGAGCACCUACUUUUCACUACAUGAUGGGAUCUUUCAAGUCUGAGCCUCCUGUACCAAAGCAACGGAUUGAGAGGCAGAAGAAAGCUAGCAGAGGCAAAGCAGAACGGGCAAUGCCUGCUCAGUUAAAAAAAAUGGAAGAGUCUCAUCAAGAAGCUACAGAAAAAGAAGUAGAGAGGAUCUUGAGAAUACUGCAGACUCACUUUGAAGAUGAUCCUAAUACACCCAUUUCCUUCUUUGAUUUUGUCAUUGAUCCGAACUCGUUUGCACGCACUGUGGAAAACGUGUUUCAUGUGUCCUUCCUUACCAGGGAUGGUCUUGCAAAAAUAAAGCUGGAUGAAGAUAAAUUGCCAGUAAUAGGUAAAAUCUAGCUUUAAAAUACUCUAAUUGGUUUUUGUAACAACGAACUGGGGAUAUACAGUGAAUGUAAUUGAAGGCGUGAAGAGAUUUAUGAGCAGCUGAAAGGAUUGAGUCUUUUCAAAUACCAGUGUAUGGAAAAAGAUCAUUAUGCUGAUUUAUACAAAUUUAUUCUAUUAAUAGAAAUCAAAUGUUAUUGCCUUUCAAAUUAUACUUUUUGCUAAUAAGUACAUGAACAUUAUUACACUUGGCUGAAAAAAGAUACCUUUGGGUGUAAGAACUCUCUUGCCUCAGAGUUGGGAACUGCUGCAGCUUCAAAACAGUUGGAAGGGAAAUUCUUCAUUGUUGAAUGAAGAAUUCAUUCUCCAUUCUUCAUACAAGGCUGGCUUUCAUAGGAUAUCAGUGGGGUUAGCACUUUGGUGGGAUAUUGUAAGGAAUUAAAUAUUUAGGUCCUUC